Cladophialophora psammophila CBS 110553 is the source of this 819-nucleotide messenger RNA. RefSeq lists its product as uncharacterized. Lineage: Eukaryota; Fungi; Ascomycota; Eurotiomycetes; Chaetothyriales; Herpotrichiellaceae. Gene Ontology annotation, molecular function: transcription coregulator activity. The coding region runs from base 1 to 819 and encodes 272 amino acids. Gene Ontology annotation, cellular component: mediator complex; core mediator complex. The transcript is spliced from 2 exons. The record is from RefSeq and is a predicted model, not a curated record. Gene Ontology annotation, biological process: regulation of transcription by RNA polymerase II; termination of RNA polymerase II transcription.
AUGCAUGAGUUCGCCCUGUAUGGUCAAGUGCGCAAGGAUGACCAUCAUCGAAUGCUCCAGCAAUUAGCCGGCUUUGCACGUAUGCAGCCCCAAGAUGCCAAAGAGAUCCACCUGGUCUUCAAGGCGCGUCAGCCUCCUGGGGUCGAUCUCGUCCAGUCUAUUGGUGCAUCGCAUCUCGCCAGCCAGCGACAGCAGGAUAUCCAGCGCGUCAAGAACAUGCUCAAUGCCGGCCUGUACUAUGUCCAGCUUGUUGGAGAGGUAUUGCCGGAGAAACCGGCUCGGGUUGCAGAGAACGGCGACGUGACCAUGACAAAUGGCAGUGGUGGCCAAGCGGCGGAAAAGUCAAGCGUGAAAUGGUCCUUUGAAUUCAGGGACACUCCAGAUGCGGGAAAGCAGGCAGUGAGCUCCAGGCUGAUAUCCCGGACGCCGAUGGACGAGGGGAAUUUUAUCAGGUUUCUCGAUAAUUUUGGCUAUGACUAUGUUUCUCGCUACAUGGUUGUUGGGUCAAGGUUCUACGACCAUGACACUACUCUUUUCCUGCACCAGGUAUUACGGCUCCCCGAAGUAGGCGCGGAUGAAGCUAUCUCGGACGAAUCAUUUUCAUCCAGCAUCAAUGACCUACCCGAGUUGGAUGGCUCUGGCGGCUAUAUCCUCCAGGCAUCCAUUGAUGUGGUUGAUGGAAACAAUCCAGAGCUUAAGGAGCGAGCAACCCGACAACUAUUGGCCGUCAAGGAAGCGUUGAGGCAGGCAGUCGAUCUAACACCGGGCGAUAGAUUGUCGCUGGAUACGCGGCUGCCUAUCACUUCAGGUAGAACUUGA